Messenger RNA from Myotis lucifugus (little brown bat), 1452 nucleotides. RefSeq names its product serpin family A member 11 (gene SERPINA11). The record is from RefSeq and is a predicted model, not a curated record. NCBI's taxonomy places the organism in Eukaryota, Metazoa, Chordata, Mammalia, Chiroptera, Vespertilionidae. Gene Ontology annotation, molecular function: serine-type endopeptidase inhibitor activity. Gene Ontology annotation, biological process: negative regulation of endopeptidase activity.
AUGGAGCCAGCGUGGCUGUGGCUGUGGCUGCUGGGAGCAGGGAUCCUGGCCUCUGCCCAUGGAGACAAGAGCCCGGGGUUGCCUCGCCCCAGGGGUCGGCUCCCAGAGCCAGCGCCCGCCUACCGCCAAGUCACACCCACCAUCACCAGCUCUUUGCGCGUGUACCAGCAGCUGGCAGCGGAAACCCCGGGAAACAUCCUCUUCUCCCCGGUGAGCAUCGCCAGCACCCUGGCCCUGCUCUCUCUCGGGGCCCAAGCCGACACCUCGACCCAGAUCCUGCAGGGCCUGGGCUUUAACUCACGGCGCUUUCUGGACGACAUCAGGGAGCUGUAUGGAGCCUUGGCUUUCUCUGUUAACCUCACGGAUUCUGCCACAGCCCGGAGGCAGAUGAAUGACUACGUGAGGAAGCAAACGUACGGGCAGGUGGUGGACUGCCUGCAGGAGUUCAGCGAGGACACGCCCAUGGUUCUCCUGAACUACAUCUUCUUCAAAGCCAAGUGGAAGCAUCCUUUCCAGCGCUACCAGACCCAGAAGCAAGAGAGCUUCUUUGUGAACGAGAGGACCUCCCUCCACGUCCCCAUGAUGCACCAGAAGGAAAUGCACAGGUUCCUGUACGACCAGGAGCGGGCCUGCACGGUGCUGCAGAUCGAGUACAGCGGCAACGCGCUGGCCCUGCUCAUCCUCCCGGACCCGGGGCAAAUGCAGCAGGUGGAGGCCGCUCUGCAGCCCGAGACCCUGCGGACAUGGAGCCAGCUGCUCCUGCCCAGUGUGCUGGACUUGCACUUGCCAAGGUUUGCCAUUUCUGGAGCAUAUAACCUGGAAGAGAUACUUCCCCACAUCGGGCUCAGCAACAUUUUCAACUUAGGAGCCGACUUGCUGGGAGCCCCUGGGCGGCUGAAUGGAACCAUCUUCCGGGUGUCGCACAAGGCAGCCAUGGACAUGAGUGAGCGGGGAACCAAGGCUGGGGCUGCCUCCGGCCUCCUCUCCCAACCCCGGCCUCUGAACGUGACGUGGGCCCCCCACGCCCAUUUCAACAGGCCUUUCCUGGUGCUUGUCUGGGAGGUGACCACCCAGAGCUUACUCCUCCUGGGAAAGGUCGCCAACCCAGCUGCAGGCUGACGCCGGGGAGGCAGGAGGGUCCUGUCGCCCCUGCAAACCCGCAGGCAGGCCUCAGCCGCCAGCAGGCCGAUGGGAGGAAUGUUCAUCCGUGUGCAGAGGCCCGAAUAAAGUUGCCUUGGGUGUUGUGAGCACUGAGAGCAAUGCUCACAAGGAAGGUGGCUCCGCGUUGCCCUUCAUUCGCCCCACAAUCCCCUUGAAUCUAGUGUCGCCUUCACCUGUGGUCAGAAAGUUGACAAGGAGAAGAGCUCCAUGUUAUGUCCUGGAAGAUGUCCACACCACCGUCACCAAGUGUCCCAGGAAAAGGCACAAAGGACAUCAGGAGAAAUCAGAGUC